AUGGAGUCAUCCGACGGCGAAGCGGGAGAGCCGGAGCCGUACAUCGAGGAAGUUUCCAGGCAGCGAAUUAGUUGCUGGAACUGCGGGCAGCCGGACCACGGAUUCCGUGACUGCGCAUCGUCGGAGCGGAAGAUCUUCUGCUACCGCUGCGGGAAGCCAGAGGUGAUCACACCGAACUGCCCGCCACCAACAAUUAAACCUAUAGUAGAGAGUAAUAAAAUCGUCAUUAAGAAUAGCAAUAAGCUGAGAUACUUACCAGCGGAGGAACGGAUGCAGAAGUACCUCGAGGUUCGGAACCGAAUAUUUGCCAACCACCAGAUAGACGGGAUGCGGAGCGUCAGCCGGAGGCUUUUAAAGGCCAGAUCACGAUUCCGGCAGAGGCAUCAGACGCGACGUGCCGUGGUUGAAGCCGUUCGUCGGGGCAUGGGAGGUGAUCCCAGGGUGAUUGCCGAGGUCCGGAUACAUGGCAAGCCCAUUUCCGGUUUGCUGGACACAGGCGCGUCCAUUAAUGUCCUGGGAAAAGGCAGCCGUGAAAUGCUGAAGGAGCUCGGGGUCCGCAUGGACAAGUACACGUCGAUCGUGAGGACUGCGGCGGGAGAAGACCGGUCAAUUAUAGGUCGAGUACACGUUCCGGUAAAAUUCAAGGGAGUGGAGAAGGUACUUACCUUUUACGUAUGCCCGUACCGGGAGCAAGAGCUAUACCUUGGGAUCGAUUUCUGGAGGAAAUUCGCGUUGGCACCGGCUAUCUUCGGAGAGCUACCAGCAACGAAACCGAAGGCGAACGUGGAGGAAUUGUGGGACGCAACAAAUCCGUGGCUGGAUGGAAAAGCCGGUAAAGAGUCUGUAAUCGAGGAGUGGAACCUGCAAGAAGAAGACAAAAAUCGGUUAGAAGCGGUAAAGAAAGAGUUCCUAGCGUUCGAGGACGUCGGUCUGGGUAAGACAUCGGUGGAGACACAUCGGAUCCAGCUCGUGGAAGGCGCAGAGCCGUUUAAGGAUCGGUAUUAUCCACAAUCGCCAGCGAUGCAGGAGAUUGUGUGGGCCGAAGUCGACAAAAUGCUGGAGCUGGGCGUGAUCGAGGUCAGCGAGAGUCCGUGGAGUAACCGCACGACAGUGGUGCGAAGGCCGGACAAAAAUAGGUUCUGCUUAGACGCACGGAAGCUGAACAACCUCACCGUGAAGGAUGCUUAUCCGCUGCCAUGCAUCGAGGGAAUCCUGUCCAGAAUCGAGCAGACCUACUAUAUUUCAAGCGUCGACUUGAAAUUCGCAUUCUGGCAGUUCGCCAUGAUGCCGUUUGGCCUGUGCAAUGCGGCGCAGCGGCUAUGUCGACUGAUGGACAAGGUGAUUCCAGCGCGGUUGAGAUCGAACGUCUUUGUGUACCUGGACGACCUGCUAUCAUCGCUCCAGACUUCGAGACCCAUCUAA
Molecule: messenger RNA, 1422 nt
Organism: Drosophila teissieri
Lineage: Eukaryota; Metazoa; Arthropoda; Insecta; Diptera; Drosophilidae
Exons: 3
Coding region: 1-1422 (473 amino acids)
Biological process (GO): proteolysis
Molecular function (GO): nucleic acid binding; zinc ion binding; aspartic-type endopeptidase activity
Source: RefSeq, a predicted model, not a curated record